AUGGAAUUGUAUAUAUGGCCAUCUGAUUUCGGAUUACCUUCAGUAGAUUCUCGCUGUCUUCAAUUCAUGGUAUUGAAGCUAUAUGUUCUCUUAGAAGCAUGUGCUAAAUUUUGCGCAGCACCGGUAUCAGUCAUUCCCGGUUGGUCACCAUGGAAAAGUCAGAAUGGUGAAUAUCCGAUGUUUGUUGAUCGGAGUAAUAUGAUCGAAAAAAUUUAUGACUUCGACAAAUUUGCUGACAUGUUACGAAAAAAUGGCCAGGAAGUUGUGUUGGACAGCGAGCUAAGGGCGAGUGAGAAGUGCGAAUUUGAAGCAUAUUCAAGUUUGAUGCAUCGAAAUUUCUAUCCCGCUGAAUUGCAAUUUCUUUGGCUUGAUCCUUAUAAUUACUCGGCAAUAACGCAGCACUGGUAUUCAAAGCAAUUGCCGUUUGGCUAUAAUUUAUAUUACUUGGAAAAACGUCGCAGACGGGCUCAGGCCUACAUUUCAGCUUGCGGUCGCAAUGAAACGCAAAUUAUUCAUGAUGCCGUAAAUACGAUCAAUUUUUUAGAAAACAGACUUGAUAACAAAAAGUACUUCUACGGUGACAAGUAUGUAAUAAUCUACCAUGUUUAA
This is a messenger RNA of Acanthocheilonema viteae, 609 nucleotides long. The record is from the annotation of a GenBank genome assembly. Lineage: Eukaryota; Metazoa; Nematoda; Chromadorea; Rhabditida; Onchocercidae.